AUGUACCCCUGUGAUGAGAUUUUUAAUCGAAAUCAUAAUUCAAGAUCAUAUUUUAAUUUUAGCAUAAACUGCCAAGAAAAACCUUUCGACCGAAACCUACAUUCCGUACACAUACUGAACGUCAAUCAACAGAAGACCCGGCGGGGGGGAGUCCCGCGCGUCCGCGACCUCGGGGCGGGAGCGCAGGGGGCAGACGACUCCCCGCCGGCCCCCUGCACCUCGGGCCCGGCUGGCUGUGGCCCGCGCCAAGGUGCAUGCCCAGCCAAGGAGAAGGAGCGGGCACCGCGCGGCAGCGCUUGCUCGAGGGACAAAGUCUGUCAGAAGGUCCUGGGAAAACAGAUUGCUGCUCUCACGCUCGGGGACCAGUUCUACAAGGAAGCCAUUGAGCACUGCCGGAGUUACAACUCACGGCUGUGUGCAGAGCGCAGCGUGCGUCUUCCCUUCCUGGACUCACAGACUGGGGUGGCCCAGAACAACUGCUACAUCUGGAUGGAGAAGAGGCACCGAGGCCCAGGCCUUGCCCCGGGCCAGCUGUAUACAUACCCUGCCCGCUGCUGGCGCAAGAAGAGACGAUUGCACCCACCUGAAGAUCCAAAGCUGCGGCUGCUGGAGAUAAAACCUGAAGUGGAGCUUCCCCUGAAGAAGGAUGGGUUCACCUCAGAAAGCACCACCCUGGAAGCCUUGCUCCGCGGUGAGGGGGUUGAGAAGAAGGUGGAUGCCAGGGAGGAGGAAAGCAUCCAGGAAAUACAGAGGGUUUUGGAAAAUGAUGAAAAUGUAGAAGAAGGGAAUGAAGAAGAGGAUUUAGAAGAGGAUAUUCCCAAGCGAAAGAACAGGACUAGAGGACGGGCUCGUGGCUCUGCGGGGGGCAGGAGGAGGCACGACGCCGCCUCUCAGGAAGACCACGACAAACCUUACGUCUGUGACAUCUGUGGCAAGCGCUACAAGAACCGACCGGGGCUCAGCUACCACUAUGCUCACACUCACCUGGCCAGCGAGGAGGGGGAUGAAGCUCAAGACCAGGAGACUCGGUCCCCACCCAACCACAGAAAUGAAAACCACAGGCCCCAGAAAGGACCGGAUGGAACAGUCAUUCCCAAUAACUACUGUGACUUCUGUUUGGGGGGCUCCAACAUGAACAAGAAGAGUGGGCGGCCUGAAGAGCUGGUGUCCUGCGCAGAUUGUGGACGCUCUGGUCACCCAACCUGCCUGCAGUUCACCCUGAACAUGACUGAGGCUGUCAAGACCUACAAGUGGCAGUGCAUAGAGUGCAAAUCCUGUAUCCUCUGUGGGACCUCAGAGAAUGAUGACCAGCUACUCUUCUGCGAUGACUGUGACCGUGGCUAUCACAUGUACUGUUUAAAUCCCCCGGUGGCUGAGCCCCCAGAAGGAAGCUGGAGCUGCCACUUAUGCUGGGAACUGCUCAAAGAGAAAGCCUCAGCCUUCGGCUGCCAGGCCUAGGGCCCUAGGUCACAGAAUGUGACUUGCUGCUGGAGAGGCUAAAGCAGAGCCCAGCUCAAACCAGAACGCGCCCUCUUCCCACAUAUCCAGACAGACCAACUGUAAGGAAAAGAAAUAGUCCCAGAGGGGCACGGACACAUGGAACCAAGAGGGUGAGGCAUCUCCUGACCUCCCCCGAUAUGUGCGGAACUUCAGCCAGCACCUCCUUGUCUCUACCAGAAGGAAGCUGCUCUUUGGAAGAACACCGCGGCCCUAGCCCCGUGGAACCCCUUUCACUUUUGCCCUAGCACCGAGGCCCUCUCAUUGGUUCCCAUUUUAAGGGAAGCCAUUUCCUGACCACUCAUCUAUCACUUGUGUGUAGUGUGGUGUUUUUUAUCUAUUGUGUUCCAAGAAAUCUUCGCACAGCCCCCGCCCCCUCCAGCUUAGGCUCUUCAUCCUGAAAUUCUCACCUGAGGAACAAAGGGCUGUGGAGAAGUUGUUGUUUAUGGCAAGCCUCACUGGAAACUUCUAGACUUGGAGUCUUGCAAUCCCUUCUUGUUCCUUGGUGUCUGUGGAGACAAAGAGUUGCCUUCUAGAACCUCAGCAGUGGCAUCCACAGCCAGCCUGGUCUUGAUCCACUGCCUCAAGUUACUAGAUGGGGGCGGGGAGGGAGGGAGAGGCGCUGAGACGUGGGAGGAAGCAUUAUGGAAAUGGUGCCAAGGCCCCGCCAUAGCCAGUCAGUACUUG
This is a messenger RNA of Rhinopithecus roxellana (golden snub-nosed monkey), 2184 nucleotides long. RefSeq names its product double PHD fingers 3 (gene DPF3). The coding region runs from base 1 to 1458 and encodes 485 amino acids. Gene Ontology annotation, cellular component: nucleus. The transcript is spliced from 14 exons. The record is from RefSeq and is a predicted model, not a curated record. Lineage: Eukaryota; Metazoa; Chordata; Mammalia; Primates; Cercopithecidae.